Messenger RNA from Oncorhynchus keta (chum salmon), 3343 nucleotides. RefSeq names its product adhesin Ata autotransporter-like. The coding region runs from base 1 to 879 and encodes 292 amino acids. Lineage: Eukaryota; Metazoa; Chordata; Actinopteri; Salmoniformes; Salmonidae. The transcript has 3 exons. The record is from RefSeq and is a predicted model, not a curated record.
AUGGUUUACAAAGCAACAGAGAUGUCUGCCUGCCUGUUGGAUUUCUACACAGACACACCAGGCCAGGGGCGCAACUUUGUUUUUAGAAGUUUUUUUUUGCAUUUCGGGCUGUUGGCAGUAGGUGCACCCGAUUCAGCUGCCCUGCGCAAACUGUUGGCAGUAGGUGCACCCGAUUCAGCUGCCCUGCGCAAACUGUUGGCAGUAGGUGCACCCGAUUCAGCUGCCCUGCGCAAACUGUUGGCAGUAGGUGCACCCGAUUCAGCUGCCCUGCGCAAACUGUUGGCAGUAGGUGCACCCGAUUCAGCUGCCCUGCGCAAACUGUUGGCAGUAGGUGCACCCGAUUCAGCUGCCCUGCGCAAACUGUUGGCAGUAGGUGCACCCGAUUCAGCUACCCUGCGCAAACUGUUGGCAGUAGGUGCACCCGAUUCAGCUGCCCUGCGCAAACUGUUGGCAGUAGGUGCACCCGAUUCAGCUGCCCUGCGCAAACUGUUGGCAGUAGGUGCACCCGAUUCAGCUACCCUGCUCAAACUGUUGGCAGUAGGUGCACCCGAUUCAGCUACCCUGCGCAAACUGUUGGCAGUAGGUGCACCCGAUUCAGCUACCCUGCGCAAACUGUUGGCAGUAGGUGCACCCGAUUCAGCUGCCCUGCGCAAACUGUUGGCAGUAGGUGCACCUGAUUCAGCUGCCCUGCGCAAACUGUUGGCAGUAGGUGCACCCGAUUCAGCUACCCUGCUCAAACUGUUGGCAGUAGGUGCACCCGAUUCAGCUACCCUGCGCAAACUGUUGGCAGUAGGUGCACCCGAUUCAGCUACCCUGCUCAAACUGUUGGCAGUAGGUGCACCCGAUUCAGCUACCCUGCGCAAACUGUUGCCAUUUUGAACCAUUUCAUGUGUCUGAAGGUACAAACUCUGCCUUCCCGGUGGGCACAGAGAGCAAAUCAAGUGCAAAUAUAAACCUACUACUGGCCAAUCGGAUGUUUAUCAUGUCUGCAGUGUCGUAGCUACAGUAACGUAGCUACAGCAAAAUUGAUACUGUGAGAUUUUGAAACAUUUAAAACCAUUACUAGAGAGAGACUGUCAACGAAUCCAGCAAAGAAUUGCUGUUUUUAUGAGUUCAUGUUUAAGUUCUUACUCAGCACUGUAAACACUUUGUAUUCAACAGUUUUAUAAGACAUAAAAUGGUCUUUCUUCCUAUUUCCACCCAGCGCUACAACAAGCACUGAAGCAAUAAUGAAUGAGAAGGAAAGUGUAUCGAUAGGCUUGCGUUGUUGUUAUUAUUAGUGGCUUGGGUCUUUUUUAAUAUUGAAGAAUAGUUCCCUUUCUUUGUUCAUAGGAGUAACAACAUUAAUUUGUGCAUGAGGCAGAAAUAAAGUUUCAGCAACUCUGUGUCAGUAAAGGAAAGGGAGAAUGGAGGGAUGUUGAGAGGUGGACCCUCAGCCUGCUGCUCUCUCCCACAGCUGAGAGAGUAACAUUUUGUUUUACGUUACAACUUUAUUCUAAAAUUGAUUAAAUAAAAUAUUUUCCUCAUCAAUACCCCAUAAUGACAAAGCAAAAACAGUUAUAUAGAAUAAAAAACAGAAAUACCUUUAUUUACAUAAGUAUUCCUUUGCUAUGAGACUCAAAUGAGCUCAGGUGCAUCCUGUUUCCAUUGAUCAUCCUUUAGAUGUUUCUACAACUUGAUUGGAGUCCACCUGUGGUAAAUUCAAUUGAUUGGACAUGAUUUGGAAAGGCCACACCUGUCUAUAUAAGGUCCCACAGUUUACAACACGUCAGAGCAGAAACCAAGCCACGAGGUCGAAGGAAUUGUCCAUGGAGCUCUGAGACAGGAUUGUGUUGAGGCAUAGAUCUCGAGACACAUAUCCCAAAGAACACAGUGGCCUCCAUCAUUCUUAAAUUAAAUACGUUUGGAACCACCAAGACUCUUUCUAGAGCUGGCCACCCGGCCAAACUGAGCAAUCGGGGGAGAAGGGCCUUGGUCAUGGAGAUGACCAAGAACCAGAUGGUCACUCUGACAGAGCUCCAGAGUUCCUCUGGGGAGUUGGGAGAACCUUCCAGAAGGACAACCAUCUCUGAAGCACUCCACCAAUCAACAAGAUUCUCUGGUCUGAUGAAACAAAGAUUGAAAUCUUUGGCCUGAAUUGUCUGGAGGAAACCUGGCACCAUCCCUAUGGUGAAGCAUGGUGGUGGAAGCAUAAUUUUGUGGGGAUGUUUUUCAGCGGCAGGGACUGGGAGACUAGUCAGGAUCAAGGGAAAGAUGAAGGGAGAAAAGUACAGAAAUCCUUAAUGAAAACCUGCUCCAGAGUGCUCAGGACCUCAGACUGGGGCGAAGAUUCACCUUCCAACAGGACAAUGACCCUAAGCACACAGCCAAGACAACGCAGGAGUGUCUUCAAGACAUGUCUCUGAAUGUCCUUGAGUGGCCCAGCCAAAUCUCUGGAGAUACUUGAAAAUAGCUGUGCAGCAAUGCUCCCCAUCCAACCUCAGCUCUGCUGAGAGGAUCUGCAGAGAAAAAUGGGAGAAACUCUACAAAUACAGGUGUGCCAAGCUUGUGGCGUCAUACUCAAGAAGACUUGAGGCUGUAGUGACUGCCAGAGGUGCUUCAACAAAGUACUGAGUAAAGGGUCUGAAUACUUAUGUUAAUGUGACAUUUAUUUUUUAAAUGUUUUAUACAUUUACAAAAAUGUCUACAAACCUGUUUUUGCUUUGUCAUUAUGGGGUAUUGUGGGUAGAUUGAUGAGGGAAAAAAACAAUUUAAUCGAAUUUAAAAUAAGGCUGUAAGGUAACAAAUUAUGGAAAAAGUCAAGGGGUCUGAAUACUUUCCAAAUGCACUGUGUAUACUGUGUCACAGUUCCUAUCACAGCUUCCACAGCAUAGCAACAUUUGAAAAAAUACACAUUCUACAGCAGGGCUAUGUGGGGAAUAAACUCACAAAUAAACACUUCCUGACUUCCUGCCUGGGGAAAUCAUAUGUGCUGUGUUUUGGACAUAGCACACAUGAUAAAUAUAUAUCACCAGGCUACACAUUUUGCUGUACAUACAUUCAUGCCUAUGUAUUCUAUAGGAUGUGACUGACAAUACAAGCUUAUUUUUUUCAAUGAUUUCAUUGUGUCAAACAAAAGUGUAUCAAAAGAAAAUACUGAUGUAAAAUAAAGUAUAGGUAAAAUACAGUAUAGGUUUUCCAAUGUAUAUAUUUGUAUAGAACACGUUUGCCCAUGUUGAAGAUAUCUAUAUGAAUAAUUUAUGCAAAGUUGUGUAAUGUGACUUUAUAUCUAUUUCCCCUUGCUUGCACACAUUGUAAAGACAACACAUAUCGCAGAGAAUAUGCUAUACAAAAUAAAAACUUU